Messenger RNA from Linum trigynum, 3436 nucleotides. The record is from the annotation of a GenBank genome assembly. Lineage: Eukaryota; Viridiplantae; Streptophyta; Magnoliopsida; Malpighiales; Linaceae.
GUGUACGUUAUAAAUUGGUUCAGGCUAGUGUACGUCAGUCGUACGCUGUACGCCAGUCGAGUUUUACUAUUUAGAGCAGGAAUUAAGCGAAAUUUUGGGCAUGAUACUAUACCCUAACCUCUAAUGGAUAAACCCCAGUCCCUAAUUCUCUAACCAAAGCCACGAGAUUCAUUUAAUCUAAAAAAUAAUAAUCGACGGUUAUGAUUCAACGAAAUAUAUUGAAGUGCAAAAACCAAGUGUGAACACAGGCGUACAGCGUACGACUGACGUAUGCUAGCCUUUGCCACAUAUAUAAUAGGACUAUGGAUCAUAGUAGGAUGAUUUACAUACUAUUGAGCAAGAACAUCUUUGAAACUAUUGAAUCAAACUCUCAUUAAAACACUACACUUAUGACCAAUAAGACUAAAUUGGAAUCGAUAGCCAAUGAAGUCCCAGAUUUUGAAAUAGCUCUAUGAAAAACUAAAAUAAUCAUUUUGAUUAUCUGAAUAAGGUUGCGACACCUAUUCAGUAGGUGCAAAGUCAUGAAUGAGGAGAAGAUGAAUUUAGACAAAAAAGAGAGUAAUUGGGCUCGAUAGUCAACAAGACCUAAAUUUUUAAAAUAUUAUUAUCUAAAAACACAAUAACUAUUUCCACCACUUGAAUACGGUUGAAAAAUAUGAUUUCAGUGAGCACAAAGUCGUGAAUCAGAAGAAGAUGAAUUUGGCGGUGAGGGAGAAAUUGAAUCAUUUAGAAAAGAGCUUCGUGGCCCUCGAAUGUGUGUCUCCAAACAUAUAAAGAGCAUACUAAAUGGAGUUCUUUCCUGAGGUCCCCACCUCCCAAUCCUACCUCUUCUUCUCAGCUCAGGGAAACCCUGUCUCAUACGAAUCCCUCGCCAAGUAAUCACUUUUUGGUGAUUCACUGUGAUGGGUCGUUCAUUAGUGACUCUCAUGGCGUUGUUGUUGUUAACAACCAUGGACAAGUGUGUGAUGGAUGAGCUAAGAAUCUUUUUUGUUCUACCCCAAUUGAAGCGGAAAGAAAGGAUCUUUUGGAAGGUAUUAAAUUAGCACAAAAAUAUGGAUCCGAGUGCACGGUCCAAUCCGAUUGGCAAGUGCUGGUAAAUGCUUUGAAUCAAAAUCGAUCAAGUUGGCCUUGGCGUUGUGCCGCCUGGAUUGGCUCUAUGUCAUAAUUCUCAGGACAAACCGUUUCAUCAAGGUCAAUGAGGUGUCGAUAGUACUCAAUGUUAGAGCGAUUGGGUUGCACAUUUAAAGGCUAUAGAAUUACUCUUUCAGAUGACUGGAUUAAUAUUCUUGAUCUAAUUUGGUUUCUCUAACGAUUUGUUUGCUGGAAUAAAAGUUGAAAUUAUUGUAAAAAAAAUCUUUACUUCUGUUAGUUUGAUUGUUUAAUAAUAAGAACUGACUUGAUGAUGGCAAUUGUUGACCUUAUGAGGAAGAGCAACAAGUGAUCAAUAAAAACAAGACAAAGACAGUAAAGAAGCAAACUUUGAUACGACAAAGGGAACGGGUCCCCAAAUGAAGCUAUGAAAACGUUCCAAUCCAAUGAAAGGACGAUAAAAAAAAAGGUAGAAAAGAGAGAUGAAAGAUUUGAUGUUCCAGUAACCACUAAAAUCAAGCUAAGGCAGAACAAUGGCGCCAGGGCCGGGCAGAGUAUUCUACUACGUGUUCAUUGUGUUGAAUUGCUGGCACUAUGCAGCUUCAGCUUCUUCUCACGCCGUAGUCACUCACCUUCCCGGAUUCGAUGGCCCACUUCCCUUUCACCUCGAAACAGGAUAUGUCGGAGUGGGAGAAAAAGAGGAAGCUCAGCUGUUCUACUACUUCGUUAAGUCGGAGGGCAAUCCCGUGGAUGAUCCGGUGGUGCUCUGGCUCACCGGCGGCCCCGGCUGCUCUGCUUUAUCCGGUCUCGUUUAUGAAAUCGGUCCGAUGAACUUCGAGAUAGUUGAGUACAAUGGGAGCUUGCCGUCACUCGUCUUGAAUCCGGAUUCAUGGACACAGGUGGCUAGUAUAAUCUUUGUAGAUAUGCCUGUUGGGACGGGAUUUUCCUAUGCAACGUCGAUCGAAGCAUCCCAAUCAAGUGACUUCUUACAAAUUCAACAAGCAUAUGAGUUCCUUAGAAAGUGGCUGAUCGACCAUCCGGAGUUUAUUACCAACCCGGUGUACGUCGGCGGGGACUCUUUUUCUGGGCUCAUUGUUCCAGGCGUAGUUGCCAAUAUCUCAGAUGGGAAUGAGGAGGGCAAGUUUCCAUUCAUAAAUCUCAAGGGGUAUUUGCUAGGAAAUGCUGCAACAGAUCCCCUCUUCGAGAACAACUUCGAAAUCCCAUAUGCAUUUGGCCAUGCAAUCAUCUCUUAUGAACUCUAUCAGUCGUUGAAGAGAAACUGUGGAGGGAAUUACAAAAUCCCUGACCCCAGCAAUUCCGCUUGUUUGACAAAUAUGAAAGCCUAUAAUGAGGCUACUGCUGGGAUUAACCCUGCACAAAUUUUGGAGCCACAAUGUGCCUACGCUUCCCCAAAGCCAAUGGAGAUACUGUAUAGGAAAAGAUACCUGAAGGAAGAAUUUCAAGGAUUCCUGGAGCUCAAUGAUAGACUCCCCACAAUUGGCUGCCGCACUUAUGGAUAUCUGCUAUCAAAGUAUUGGGCCAACAACAAAUCUGUCCAAACAGCACUUCAUAUCAAAGAGGGGAGUAUAGGGACAUGGCAGAGAUGUAACUAUGGAUUGCCAUAUACACAUCAGAUUUUCAGGAGUGUUGAUGAUCACCUGUACCUUUCCGAAAAAGGCUAUCGUUCAUUAGUCUACAGUGGGGAUCAUGACAUGAUGGUGACGUACUUGGGUACCCAAGCAUGGAUAAGAGCUCUGAACUUCUCCAUCGUCGACGAUUGGAGAUCGUGGCACGUCGAAAACCAAGUUGCAGGGUAUACAAGGACUUACUCUAACAAGAUGACAUUUGCAACCGUUAAGGGAGGAGGGCAUACGGCUCCAGAGUACAAACCCCACCAGUGUUUUGCAAUGUUUAGAAGGUGGAUCAGUGGGGAGCCCUUGUAGUUGUACAAUUGUACUUAUCAGCAGUUUCACAUAAUGCAGCUAUGUUUUGAUUUACAUGGCUGGGGCUGCCUUUGUUGUUUGUUCCUCCUUUAUCUUUCUUUUAUGCAUAGUAUGCUAUUAUUGUAAGAACAUUCAUGCAAGGAGGGAAAAGAGAGGAUCUCUACGUUGAACUCAACUUAAGCCAUCAUCAUUUCCACAUUACAGAAUAUUUACAUAUUAUGAACACAUUAUGUAAGACUUAUGAAAAUAUAGUUAUUUCUGAUGUAUCAAUUAAACAAGCGUAUUACGUAACUCUUUCGGAUGGUUAAAGGCAAUAUAUAAAGUUUACAUAUAAAUAGUUAUUUCUUAUAUAUCGGUCAAACCUAUAUUAUCAAAGUCUUUCGUAAUAUAGAUUUCAAGGAAAA